AUGGCAACAAACGGAAACACGAAUGGCCACGCCGGGUCUGCUCUUUGUAGCGUCAAGGAGUUCACCGCACAGGAUUUCGACUAUGUUGUUGUUGGAGGCGGAACAGCCGGGCUCUGCGUUGCUGCUCGAUUGACCGAGAACCCUGAUGUUAAGGUCGGAGUGAUUGAAGCCGGCUCUGAUCGGAUGGAUGACCCUCAAGUCUACACGCCUAGCUUGUAUCCAACAUUGAUCGGUCGAGAGAAGUAUGAUUGGUGUUUCCACAGCGUCCCUCAACCAACAGCAGCGAACAAGUCGUACUCCAUGCCCAGGGGCAAACUACUUGGUGGUUCGUCCGGUAUCAAUUACUUGAUGUACGUCCGUGGAAGCAAAGGCGACUAUGACGGCUGGGAGUCGCUCGGUAACAAGGGUUGGGGCUUCGAUGGUAUGGCUCCGUACUUUCGAAAGCACCAGUGUCUUGAUCCUCUCGAAGACGACCGGGUCGAUGAGAAGUUCAUGCCAACUGGGAUGAAGACGAAGUAUCAUGGUAGUGAUGGUCCGAUCCAUACGUCGUUCAACGACUUCUAUCAGCCAUAUGAAAAAGAUUUCUGUACCGCCGCUUACGAAGUCGGUGGCAAGCCAAGUACGCUCGUCGACGCUUGGUCAGGCGACCAUAUGGGUUUCUACUCCUCCCUUGCGGCAGUCGAUCGAACCUCCGACAAAGGUCGCCGUAGUUACUCAGCCACGGGCUACCUCCGACCCAACCUAGGCCGUCCGAACCUCAAAGUCCUAACCGAAGCCAUGGUCACCAAAGUCAACCUGGACGGAAGUACCGCCACAGGCGUAGACUUCAUCCACAACGGCCAAACUUACACCAUCAAAGCCUCUCGGGAAGUCAUCCUAUCCGGCGGAGUGAUCAACAGCCCUCAGAUCCUCGAGCUCUCAGGCAUCGGCGACCCCAAAGUACUGAAAGAAGCAGGCGUCGAAUGUAAAGUCGAGAACGACCGUGUAGGCGCGAACUUCCAGGACCACAUUCUAGGCGGCAUGCUGUAUGACCUGGCUGAUGGUGUCAUAUCCAUGGACUCAAUGCACGGCGCCGAGUACGCCAAAGCCGCACAGGAGCAAUACGACAAGGACAACAAUGGCCCUUACGGCAGUCCCGGCAUGCUCAUGGGAUUCGUGUCGUACGCUAGUCUUGUGUCGCCGGAGCAAUUGAAUGCCACCAUCAAAGAAGUCCGGAAGAACUCGCUUGCGAAGACAGAUUUCGAGAAGCGGCAGGAGGAUAUCAUUGUGAAACAACUGUCCGAUCCGACAUUCGCGAAUAUCCAGACCUUCUGUAUUCCAUGCCAGCUCGAUAUGACGGCCGGCGAGAGCCAGGUGAAGUUCUUCUCCGUGCCGCCGGAUGGGAAGAACAGGGUAUCUUUGCUGGUGUGUCUGGAGCACCCACUGUCUCGGGGGACGGUGCACAUUACGUCUUCAGACCCUAUGCAGGCACCUCGCAUCGAUCCAGGAUAUUUCCGUAAUAACGCCGACGCGAAGAUACUGGCUGCUGGCAUCAAGUGGAUGGACAAGGUCGCCAACCGGCCAAUCCUGGCAAAGAGCUUAGGCGACAGGAUUCAGCCGCCAAAGGACGCCAGUAUUGAAACCGAGGAGGAGCGGGUGGAGUUCGUGAAGAACCAUAUCUCGACGCAGUAUCAUUUGAUCGGCACGUGUACGAUGGGAGAAGUGACGGAUGAUAAGCUGAAGGUGAAAGGAGUGAACAAGUUGCGUGUAAUCGAUGCCUCGGUCUUCCCUGGGCAUGUUUCUGGGAACAUCAUGGCUAGUACGUAUGCUGUGGCGGAGAAGGGCGCGGACUUGGUGAAGGCGGAUGAUGGCCGGUUCUGA
Messenger RNA from Saxophila tyrrhenica, 1860 nucleotides. RefSeq lists its product as uncharacterized. Lineage: Eukaryota; Fungi; Ascomycota; Dothideomycetes; Mycosphaerellales; Extremaceae. The record is from RefSeq and is a predicted model, not a curated record. Bases 1 to 1860 code for a protein of 619 amino acids. Gene Ontology annotation, molecular function: flavin adenine dinucleotide binding; oxidoreductase activity, acting on CH-OH group of donors. The transcript is spliced from 7 exons.